Messenger RNA from Limanda limanda (common dab), 2112 nucleotides. RefSeq lists its product as uncharacterized. The record is from RefSeq and is a predicted model, not a curated record. NCBI's taxonomy places the organism in Eukaryota, Metazoa, Chordata, Actinopteri, Pleuronectiformes, Pleuronectidae. Bases 1 to 2112 code for a protein of 703 amino acids. The transcript is spliced from 6 exons.
AUGUCGGAGGCCGGCGGUCUCUGCGGCGAGGACGACUCCAGCAGCCGCUCUCAAACCAGCGGCUCUCGAACCAGCGGCUCUCGAACCAGCGGCUCUCAAACCAGCGGCUCUCAAACCAGCGGCUCUCGAACCAACGGCUCUCAAACCAGCGGCUCUCGAACCAGCGGAUCUCGAACCAGCGGCUCUCAAACCAGCGGCUCUCGAACCAGCCGCUCUCAAACCAGCGGAUCUCAAACCAGCGGCUCUCGAACCAGCGGCUCUCGAACCAGCGGCUCUCGAACCAGCGCCCCCUGGCGAACGCACUUCUCUGAACGCCCCGGCUCAGCUGCCGCGGCGCCGGUGUUCUGUUCUGGUUUCAUCUCGUCCAGACGCCACAUUCCCCAGCGCUCCCCCGCGGUCUCCAGGGGCAACGGAGCUGAACUCCAGCACAAUGGGGCUGAAUGGGAGGCUUGGAGGGUUCCCCCCCAGAGUCACCUCCUCGGACCCCAGAGUCACCUCCUCGGACCCCGAUCCCACCUCCUCGGACCCCAGAGUCACCUCCUCGGACCCCGAUCCCACCUCCUCGGACCCCGAUCCCACCUCCUCGGACCCGAUCCCACCUCCUCGGACCCCGAUCCCACCUCCUCGUACCCCAGAGUCACCUCCUCGGACCCCGAUCCCACCUUCUCGGACCCCAGUCACCUCCUCGGACCCGAUCCCACCUCCUCGGACCCCGAUCCCACCUCCUCGGACCCCGAUCCCACCUCCUCGGACCCCAGAAUCACCUCCUCGGACCCCGAUCCCACCUCCUCGGACCCCAGAGUCACCUCCUCGGACCCCGAUCCCACCUCCUCGGACCCCAAAGUCACCUCCUCGGACCCCGAUCCCACCUCCUCGGACCCCAGAGUCACCUCCUCGGACCCCAGAGUCACCUCCUCGGACCCCGAUCCCACCUCCUCGGACCCCAGAGUCACCUCCUCGGACCCCGAUCCCACCUCCUCGGACCCCAGAGUCACCUCCUCGGACCCCGAUCCCACCUCCUCGGACCCCAGAGUCACCUCCUCGGACCCCGAUCCCACCUCCUCGGACCCCAGAGUCACCUCCUCGGACCCGAUCCCACCUCCUCGGACCCCGAUCCCACCUCCUCGGACCCGAUCCCACCUCCUCGGACCCGAUCCCACCUCCUCGGACCCCGAUCCCACCUCCUCUGACCCACACCCACCUUCUCGGACCCCAGAAUCCCACCUCCUCGGACCCCGAUCCCACUUCCUCGGACCCGAUCCCACCUCCUCGGAUCCCGAUCCCACCUCCUCGGACCCCGAUCCCACUUCCUCGGACCCUGAUCCCACCUCCUCGGAUCCCAAUCCCACCUCCUCGAACCCACCCGAUCCCACCUCCUCGGACCCGAUCCCACCUCCACCCACCUCCUCGGACCUCACACCCACCUCCUCGGACCCCAAUCCCACCUCCUCGGACCCCGCACCCACCUCCUCGGACCCCGCACCACCUCCUCGGACCCGAUCCCACCUCCUCCCACCUCCUCGGACCCCGCACCCACCUCCUCGGACCCCGCACCCACCUCCUCAGACCCGAUCCCACCUCCUCGGACCCGAUCCAACUCCCUCAGACCCGAUCCCACCUCCUCCGGACUCCUCGGACCCCACCUCCUCGAACCCGAUCCCACCUCCUCGGACCCGAUCCCACCUCCUCCGGACUCCUCGGACCCGCACCCACCUCCUCGACCCUUAUCCCACCUCCUCCGGAGUCCUCGGACCCGCACCCACCUCCUCGGACCCGAUCCCACCUCCUCGGACCCGAUCCCACUCCCUCAGACCCGAUCCCACCUCCUCCGGACUCCUCGGACCCCACCUCCUCGAACCCGAUCCCACCUCCUCGGACCCGCACCCACCUCCUCGGACCCCGCACCCACCUCCUCGGACCCGAUCCCACUCCCUCGGACCCGAUCCCAGGACGAAGAGGAGGAAAAGUUACAGUUCGAUCCCAAAGUCUCCAGCUGCUUCCGGCCCGCGGCUCCGAGGCGGCUCGUACCUUUCUGCUCCGGACUCGAACCCGCUGCAGCACAAAGAAGAGUUCCGGCCUCAGAUCCGCUCGGGGGCGCUGGCUAGAGAGUGA